Acipenser ruthenus (sterlet) is the source of this 1060-nucleotide messenger RNA. RefSeq names its product ER membrane protein complex subunit 3-like. Gene Ontology annotation, cellular component: EMC complex; membrane. The record is from RefSeq and is a predicted model, not a curated record. The transcript has 9 exons. Gene Ontology annotation, biological process: protein folding in endoplasmic reticulum. The coding region runs from base 131 to 919 and encodes 262 amino acids. NCBI's taxonomy places the organism in Eukaryota, Metazoa, Chordata, Actinopteri, Acipenseriformes, Acipenseridae.
GGUAAACAGGCCUACACACUAACGCUGAGCCCCGGAGUAAGCGUGCGAAGCAGCGUCUCUCAGCCUCGGCGAGUAUUUUCAGCCAGUUAAUUAAAUAAAAGUAUAAGGAUUUAAGAAUAUAGCUGUUUCAAUGGCGGGCCCUGAACUGUUACUGGACUCGAGCAUUCGUAUGUGGGUCGUGUUGCCCAUCGUUUUUAUUACUUUCUUCGUGGGUGUAAUCCGACACUAUGUAACGCAACUUCUUCACACAGAGAAGAAGGUAGAGCUAGAACAGGUGUCUGACAGCCAGGUUUUAAUACGAAGCCGCAUUUUGAGGGAGAAUGGAAAAUACAUACCCAAACAGUCGUUCGCGAUGCGGAAACACUACUUCAACGACGAGGAGACUGGCUUUUUCAAGAAAACUGUGAGAAAAGUUGUUGCUAAAAACCCCAUGACUGAUCCCAGUAUGCUCACUGACAUGAUGAAAGGCAACUUGACCAACGUCCUGCCCAUGAUUGUGAUUGGCGGCUGGAUAAACUGGGCUUUCUCUGGGUUCGUUACAACAAAGGUUCCCUUUCCUCUGACCCUGCGUUUCAAGCCCAUGCUGCAGCGAGGGAUCGAGCUGCUCUCUCUGGAUGCUUCCUGGGUGAGUUCUGCGUCCUGGUACUUCCUCAAUGUGUUUGGGCUACGAAGCAUGUACAGCCUGAUUCUGGGCCAGGACAACGCUGCUGAUCAGUCCCGUAUCAUGCAGGACCAGAUGACUGGAGCAGCCAUGGCGAUGCCACCAGACCCCAACAAAGCCUUCAAGGCUGAGUGGGAAGCGCUUGAGAUCGUUGACCACCAGUGGGCGCUAGAGAACGUCGAAGAGGAGCUGAUGACCGGAGAUCUGAACUUUGAGGGGGUUUUCACUGGGGAGCUGCAACACCACAUCUUCUCCUAAAGAGAGAGGAGGAGGAAGGGGGGGGGGAGCCUAAACCCUGUGCCAGACUCACCCAAAACACUGUCUUCAAUCACACCCUGCCUGCCUGCCUGCCUGCGGAGAUCAAGAAAAACAAGCCUGAAAUAAAGUUUAUUUAAUGUG